AUGCCGUACUCUUGUCCUCUCCCAAACAUUGGCAACUGCACCAUAGGGAAGUGCCCCCUCAGCUGCGCUCAGGUGGAAUAUAUACCCACGCUUACCGGUAAUGUUCUAUAUGGUGUUGCCUUCGGAUUGCUUGCGCUUGCGCAGCUCACGCUUGGUAUAAAGUUCAGAACUUGGGGUUUCAUGGUCGGCAUGAUCUGUGGUCUCGUCCUUGAGGUAGUUGGAUAUGCUGGCAGAAUCAUGCUACAUGGCAACCCAUUUGACUUUAACAAUUUCAUCAUGUAUCUCGUCCCCCUAACGAUCGCCCCCGCUUUCCUCGCGAGCUCCCUUUAUCUCUGUCUCUGCCGCAUAAUCAUAUUCCACGGCCAACAGAUCUCUCGUUUCAGCCCCCGUACCUACGCAAUCACAUUCAUGACAAGCGAUUUCAUCUCUCUUGUCCUUCAAGGGGCCGGCGGCGGGCUCGCAGCUACCGCUAACAACAGCUCUGGGAGCGAGACGGGGAGAGCAAUCAUGAUCGCCGGUGUGGUGUUUCAAGUCAUCUCGCUACUUAUAUUCAUGGGAUUGUGGCUGGAAUUCGUACUUCGCCUGCGCAAAUCCAGCGCGAGUGCCAAAGACCCACGUUUCGCAGAUAUGCGCUCGCCGCAGCUGUUUAUGCUCAUCUUUAUCCGCUCAGUAUAUCGUGUUGCAGAGCUUCAACAAGGCUUCAAUGGGCCCCUUGCCAAUAACCAGGUGUCGUUCAUGAUCUUGGAGGGGCCGAUGAUUUUCCUGGCAGUGCUUGCAAUGACGGUAUUGCACCCUGGCAUUGCGUUUGAGUGUGCUUGGGGCGCUAGAAGCGGUUGUAGUGAGGAGGCUGUACUGUGUCAUGCAGGGUCUGCUCACUAUGGCAGCUGA
This is a messenger RNA of Trichoderma atroviride IMI 206040, 888 nucleotides long. RefSeq lists its product as uncharacterized. NCBI's taxonomy places the organism in Eukaryota, Fungi, Ascomycota, Sordariomycetes, Hypocreales, Hypocreaceae. The record is from RefSeq and is a predicted model, not a curated record. Gene Ontology annotation, cellular component: fungal-type vacuole; plasma membrane.